AUAACGAGCCUUAUGAACCCAGCCAAGAUACAAGAAGACAAGUCAAAAAUAGCCUCAAGAAGUAAACGAUUAGUAAUCACGUUAUUUUUUCUCAAUGUGCCAUAAGGUGAGGUAGAUGCGAAGCUGAUUCUUAGAAGUGGCCACAUUGGACUACAAGGAGUAGAUUCUGCCACUCAUAAUCCAGGAUAUGUUCCCCAACUCAGAAGUGACUUGGUGGAGGAGCCCAGUAACAUGGACAUGAAGAAAGAUGAAGAAAAGGAUUCUGUAAAACCCGUUCAAGAAGCGGAUAAGGAAAAAGAUAAAGUAGAAGAAGUAAAUCCUGACCAAGGUAAUAGAGCUCAAGUUGGAUUACGUAGCGAUUUGCCAGAAUAUGUGGAAAUUGGUCACAUGCAGAAUCGCCCACCAAGCGCCUGGGAAUCAUGGAGAUACCAGCCCAAACGUGUUCGUUCAGUCAUCAUCGAAGAAACUGAUGCCAAGCCGACUGGUAUUGUAGAGUCCCCUGAAGCCCCUGCAUCUACCGCUAGAACGCCAGAACUUGAGAAGUUGGACCCUAAGCCAGCCACUAUUGUAGAGACACCAGAGGCACCUACUUCCAACUCCAAACCAGAGAACGAACCAGAGAAACCAGAGAUACCAGAGAAACUUGAGAACGCAGAACCUAUUGCAGACAACAAAGAGCAACUCAGAUAUGGAUAUUUGAUCCCGACUUACAACUACUACGGAAAUAGAUACCCGAUUCGUCUCAACCCUUCGUACCAAUCAGCCUCAGCCGUAGCACAAAAUGCCCCAGGAAUUAACUUCGCAGCAUCAUCAGCGAACGCCCAAGGCUUCGGCAAUGGCGCUGCUAUAUCUCAAGCUGUGAACUACGGUGGACUACAGUCGGCUGUGUCUAGUGCUAACAACAACCAGGGUUCCGCCAUCGCCGCUGCUCAGAACUACGGAAGACAGUCGUCAAGUGUUGCCCAGGCUUACAACAAUCGUGGUCGCGUUAGGUACGUUGCCCCUCAGUACCAAAGUGCGAGUGCUUUUGCCGCCAACCACAACUGAUCAAACUAAAAUAUGUAGGUACUGUUUUUGAAAUUGUAUAGAAUUGAAAA
Aricia agestis (brown argus) is the source of this 1097-nucleotide messenger RNA. RefSeq lists its product as uncharacterized. The transcript has 2 exons. NCBI's taxonomy places the organism in Eukaryota, Metazoa, Arthropoda, Insecta, Lepidoptera, Lycaenidae. The coding region runs from base 232 to 1047 and encodes 271 amino acids. The record is from RefSeq and is a predicted model, not a curated record.